GAAAAAGCGCGCGCGACGCUUGCAUUUGUCAGUCGCACCAGGGUCGUCAGAGGGGUCGGACCGCUAUCUAGUCAUUGUAUUUUUAAAUAUAUUUUAUUACCGUAAUCCAAAGGUCAUCAUGAAAGUGUUCAUCGUGUUGGCAGCAGUCGCCGCCCUUGCGAGCGCCCAAUUCAAAUGCCCGAACAAAGAUGGCCAAUAUGAGGACGAAAGGCAGUGCGACAAGUUCUACGAAUGCGUUGAUGGUGUCUCUACGACCAAGCUGUGCCCCGACGGUCUUGUGUUCGACCCUACCAUCAGGAAGAUCAACAAGUGCGACCAACCGUUCAAUGUAGAUUGCGGUGACAGGACCGAACUUCAACCCCCCAAGCCCAACAACCAGUGCCCACGUCGUAACGGUUUCUUCGCCCACCCUGACGCCUCCGUGUGCAACAUCUUCUACAACUGUAUUGAAGGUGAUGCUACCGAGGUCAAGUGUACCGCUGGUCUUCAUUUCGAUGAGUACUCCGGUACCUGUGUGUGGCCCGAUUCCGCUGGCAGACAAGGAUGUAUCGCCCAGGAGAAAAAGACCAAGGAUGGCUUCGAGUGCCCCAAGGAUCAACUGGUUGACCCUCAAGGUCAGGCUGUCGCUCACCCCAAAUUCCCUCACCCUAAUGACUGCCAACGUUUCUACGUAUGCUUGAACGGUGUUGAGCCUCGUGACCUUGGUUGCCAAGUCGGAGAGGUCUAUAAUGAGGAGAGCCAGAAAUGUGACGCACCCGAGAAUGUCCGUGGAUGCGAGGAUUGGUACAAGGACUCUGAAGACGCAGCGCCAGCUCCUAAGGCAAGAUCCUAAGCUAGUGAUAAAUAUAUAAGUUACACCUAAGACUUGAUAAGUUAAUAUACUUUAAGAUAUAAACAACAA
Vanessa tameamea is the source of this 901-nucleotide messenger RNA. Its product is annotated as protein obstructor-E-like. NCBI's taxonomy places the organism in Eukaryota, Metazoa, Arthropoda, Insecta, Lepidoptera, Nymphalidae. Gene Ontology annotation, molecular function: chitin binding. The transcript has 5 exons. The coding region runs from base 119 to 832 and encodes 237 amino acids. Gene Ontology annotation, cellular component: extracellular region. The record is from RefSeq and is a predicted model, not a curated record.